Messenger RNA from Cotesia congregata, 873 nucleotides. The record is from the annotation of a GenBank genome assembly. NCBI's taxonomy places the organism in Eukaryota, Metazoa, Arthropoda, Insecta, Hymenoptera, Braconidae.
AUGUCGCAAUCGGAACAAUCUGUCAGUGGGAUUUACGACAAGGAUAUGUCGACUUCGAAGAAUAGCUCAACUCUCAGAUUAAACCAAGAGGGUGCUGUUGGUCAGGAGCGCGAUUGGAUGGAUCAUGAUACCGACUCGGAAAUCAGUGAACACGACUUCCUCACCAAAGGUGCCUUUCUUCUCACACCCAGUCAUGAGCUGACCGUCGAAAAGGCUGCUACCAUUUGCGACAAGAUGAACUUUCGAGGGGCCUUUUCGCUGACAAAGACAGCCACUGGGAUCCUGUUCAAGUUCAGCAACAUCGACGACUUUCAGGCGGUGUACAAAAAAGGAUUUCAUAAAGUGACUGGCGCGAGAUUCUAUAAAAAGGUGGCAAUCCCCUGCAGGCCUGCUAAAAUAUUCACUGUCUAUGUUCUUGACGUCCCUGAGGAGCUGCCGGAGGAUGAUAUAAGACAUGCGCUCUAUAAAUAUCGGUCUAUUGUUGAGGUCACCAGGUUACCACUCAACACGGCGACUGUUUUGAAAGCAAUCAACGACAAGUUGAAGAGCGAGAACAGCAACGAACCACCGACAAUUUACACAGGACCACCAGUAAUCCGCGUGACCCUGGCAAGUGUUGAAGAAACAUCGAUGCUCUUAAGCCGCGGCCUCGAUUUCUACGGAGCAACCUUCUUCCCAACAGAGACUCCUCAUCCGAUAAGCGCCAAUUUGGCCAAGUAUAAAAACAACAGCUGUUCAAAUGACAGAUGGCUGGAAUUAGCUUCGUUGGGCGCCGGGCAGCGGGUCCGGGAUCUGCUUCCAGUUUUCGAUAAUGCUGGGUUCACUAAAUUGCCACCGCCGGCAUCUCGCGUUAUUAAGCCACAGAGAAAUUGA